AUGUUACAUUUAGACAUCCAAACAACUCAAUCAUCUUCGUCACACAAUCUUUGUUCUGAUUGUCGUCCUUGUGAUGUUGUUUAUUUUGCUCCUAUUUAUCGAGGUCCUGGUUAUGGUUAUGGUCUUGGUCUUGGUCAUUAUGUAUCUUCUCCUAUUGAGUUUUAUGCUCGUAAACAUGGUUAUAAUAAAACCUUAUCACCUCAAUCAUCAAUUAACGAUUGUAUUCGAUUAUGUAAUAAUGAUUAUCAUUGUCAAACAGCAGUUUAUUUCAAAGAUGCAACUAUUUGUUCAAUGUAUGCAGAAAUUUGCCAGAAAGAUUCAAUAAAAUCAUCAGAAAAUAUUUCUGCAACUGUUAUUUGUAGCAAAAAGAAUAAUCCAUCUUUUCCUACAUGUUCUUCAACUGCAAUAUCAAAUCAAGAAACAACAUCGAAUUUUAACAUUAUAACAAGUACAGAACAAUAUUUAAGAUAUGAUCUCGGCAGUUUUUGGUCAUUUGAUAAUAAUACAAAUGAUAGUUUAUCAAAUUUUAAUGGUAUACCAAUUAAUUCACCGAUAUAUCAGACUCCUGGAAUAAAUGGUUAUGGUUCAGCUCUAUUAUUUAAUUUAACAAUUGAGCAAUAUGUUAAUAUAUCAAACACUUAUUUAUCAAUGGAUGAUGAUUAUGGACUUUUUGUGCAACAUCAGAGUCCCUCUACAGAUCAGACAUUACAUUAUAUAAUUCGAAAUUUUUCACUUUACAUGGGAUUUUAUAGUGAUGAUCUUCGAAGUUCAACUAUGAUUCAACUGAAUACAUGGUAUCAUGUUGCUUUUGUGUAUGAUUAUUCAUUAUUACAACAAUCAAUUUACCUGGAUGGAAUACUUGAUUGCAAGAGAACAUCAUCUGGACCUUAUAAAGGUACAUCAGGUGCAAUAAUUAUUGGAAAAGCUGAAUCAUGCUGUAUUUCACCCAGAAACUUUUCUGGUGCCAUUGAUGAAGUAUCAUUAAAAAUGAAAGCAAAAAAUGCUAGUGAAAUAUUAGAUGAUGCAACAUUAGUUACAUAUCAUUCAUUUGAUUAUCAAUCAUAUUAUGAUUCAAGUUCACUUCAUCUCAAAGGAAAAUAUACAAAUGUAACAUUUGUAAAUGGACGAAUGAAUAAAGCGAUUCAUUUUCAAUCAAAUUUAUCUCUUUAUCAAAUUGAUGGAUUUAUUCUUCUUGGAAUUUCCAAUAAAUCAUAUUCUAUAACUCUAUGGAUUUAUCCAGAAUUAAUUCAAGGAUCAAUUCUUCUUCAAGAAACAACAAAAAUGAAUGGACACGAUUGGUGUAUCUAUUUACUUGGAUUUUCUUCUAAUGGACAGAUCGUUGGAACAAUUUGGAAUGGAUCAUUAGAAGAAAUUAUUGGUCCUAUUUUACCAAAUAAUGUUUGGUCACAUGUUGUUUAUACUUAUUCAAGAAUAAAUGGAUUACAAUUAUAUGUUAAUGGAACAUUAAUUAAUAGUACAAAUUCUAAUUUAAAUUAUAUUGGUUCAGAACAAGUAACUACAUUAAUAUUAGGAAAUUCUAUUGGAAAUAUUUCGUGUAAUUCACAAUCAAUUAUUUCCAAUGUUUAUAAUGGAUCUAUUGAUGAAUUUCGUGUUUAUUCACGAGAAUUAAAUAAUAGUGAAAUUUUUCAACUCGCCAAUCCAUAA
This is a messenger RNA of Adineta ricciae, 1665 nucleotides long. The record is from the annotation of a GenBank genome assembly. Lineage: Eukaryota; Metazoa; Rotifera; Eurotatoria; Adinetida; Adinetidae.